AUGCGGCACACAGUACCGGGAAGUAAGCAGGUACCCGUUGGUGGCAUCGAUGACCACGCCGUAGGCUUUGCGCGACUGGACGUUGGAAGAGUCCAGUGGAAGAGGAAUGGUGCUCUUGCACAGAACCAGCGAUCUGUCCAGCGAUUGACAUCCAGAAAACUCGGUGGGGAUGCCCACGAAGUUGACAUCGGUGGGGUUGAGCGGUUGUGGAGGCAGAGCGUCUUCUUGCAAAGUUUUGAAGUCCCAAAGACCAGACUCGUCGUUUCUCACUGCCUGUCUAAAACUCGAGUGCCAAUGGCGGUCGAUCUGGACAAACUUGAUAAGUGGAACGUGGAGAUCUGUGAGAUGGCGGCAUUUCAGCGUGACAAACGCCUUGUCGGGAAUUUUCUUCAUCACCUCGACAAACUCGUCCAGAUUCGACACCUCUGUUCCGUCCACCUCGUCCAGAAGCCAGCCGUUCGGAACGUUUUGGCCCAGCACAAAGGAGCCCGAAGCGUUGCUGACAUGGACCCCCUUCACGGCAAUUGCAUAUAUUCUGGCCAUUUGGUAGCUCAAAUCGUUGAACGUGGCUCCACAAACAUUGACGUACCGACUUGGCGUGAUUGCAUGAAGAUCGCCAACUUUGCACUUCACAGUGAUGUCCUUACCUCCUCUCUGAAUCACGAUCUCGAUCUCGUUGCCAACGUUGGAGUCUUGGAUCUCGUCCACGGUGAUAAACGUGGAUAUGAGCUGUCCGUUCACCGAUAUCAAACAGUCACCUUCUUUGAUGAGCCCGUCAGCAGGCCCUUGUGGAAGCGUAACGGCCGAAACAAGAAGCCCGUUCAGUUCAGGAAACGUCUCUCUCAUGAGCUUCUCCGAGUCUGGACGCAGACCCAGACGACGACACUUGUCAAACGGCUCCAAAAGCCACUGGACCUGGAUAGUUCCGCGCGUGACGGGCUGGCCGCUCUGGAUGCAGCGCAGGGCACCAGCCUGCAAAUACUCGGUGUUGAAGUCGUUGUAGGAGUUGAUUCCGUAGUCUGGAGCGUUUCUGUCGAGUCUGGAGAUAAAUCCAGACAAAAUCGACAGCUUUUCACCAGAGUCGUUACCGAUAACCAUGAUCUCGGCUCCAAUCUUGGCCAGAUCCGGUCUCAACUGGAGCUCGCGCACCUCCAUGUACUUGAUAUCCUUUGGGUUAUAUUUGAGGAACCCGAAAUCGUGAACCGGGUCUCUGUAGAUGGGUUUGACCUCGCAUUCCUCGUGGUUAUCGAACACGGCGUAACCGAUAAAGGGCCCUGGUCCAACAACGUGGCGGUUUGUGAGGAUGAUUCCGCGCUCCGCGUCCACCACAAACCCGGUGGCCUCGCUACACAGCGCGCUUUCGGUGUCGAAACUGACCACCUGUGCAAAAUGGAUAGAAACCACCGUCUUGACCACUGUCUCGACAAUAUGCUGCCAUUUGGGGUGAUCUCCAGCCUCGAUCUCGGCCACAAACUCCUCAUCUCCAUCGUCCAUGCUGACGUCCUCGUACUUCAGCUUCUUGGCCCCGUCGGCACGGCCGUUGGUCUCGUGAUCCCCGCCCCGUUUAUGGGGAAUCUGCUCGACAUCUCAAAAAACAGCACAGAUGACACCGUCCGAUCUCCAGCUGCGCAGCCAGCGGACAGCUCGACUUGGACGACAGAUACAGGCCUCCAUCAGAGAAAUGGCCUGGACUCUGUCGUCGUUGGAUCUGGACAAACGGCACGCAUCUUUGAACAGAGCAAUGGCAUCCUGGACCUUCUGUUGUUGCAAGUAGAUCUGUCCAAGGUUGAUUCUGGCCACCUCCGACUUUGGAUCAAGCUCACAUGCCUUCUUGAGGAUCUCUUCGCAUCCAACAAUGUCCUUGUUGACCUGGCAGAUGGCAGACUUGUUUAUGAGUGGCAGAGCACCAAUGUUGAAAGUUGGCAGGCUCUCUUGCAAUCUGGCCGAGAUCUCGAACUGUUUGGCGGCUCCGCCGUAGUCUUGUCUGUCGAACAGAAUCUCUCCGUAGUAGUUUGGCACCUCGGACGAGGUUGGGAACCGUUUCUUGGCAUCCUUGAACUGCUCGUCGCACGAGUUGGUGUCACCGUUUUUGUACGCGAUACAGGCCAAUUGGAUGUAUCCAAACACGUUGUCCGGGUUGUACAGCUUGGACUUCUCGAAGUUCUCUUUGGCCUUCUCCAAAUCGCCCAUCAGGUAGUACAGCUGACCGUAGUGGUAGUAAAUGUCAGGGUCUUCUGGGUUGAGCUUGAUGGCCUGGGCAAACGCCUGGUCAGCAGAAAGGAAAUCACCUUUGUCGGCGUUGACAAGUCCCAAAAGAACGUGAGUUCUACCUCUUGGGUUCAAUUGCAAAGCCUUGUUCAAGUUGGAAACAGCAGACUCGCUCUCACCCUUGAGGAAAUCAAAGGUACCUUGGUACUCGUAAGCAAGACCAGCGUGUUUGGAGUCGGCCUUGGGUGGGUCCUUCUCGUAGCUGGCAAUGGCCUGGUGGAUCAAAACGUCUGCCUUGACGUAGUCCUCGUAGGUGUCCUUGGCGAUCUCGGUCAAGGCCUUGGCCAGGAAUUGAGAGCAAGAUUGGUCCUCGUACUUGGAUUCGUCGGUGUCAACGUUCUCCUUGGCGAAAGCACCAAAGAACGACGAAAUAGAAGAGGAAGAAGGAAGCUCCUUUGGAAGAGUGGAAUAUUGCUCCUCGUUGAUCUUGUUGGCCAGUUUCUUCAAAUUACGCUCCAAGAUGGACUCUGGAGAUUGAUCAUUAAGACCUCCGUAGAUGGUCAAUGCUGUGAGGUCGUAGAUGGCCUCCUCGUACUUCUCGAUGUUCUCAUAAGCAUGGGCUCUUCUCAACAGACACUUUGGAUAACUUGGGUUCAACUUCAAUGCCUCGGUACAGUCAUCAAUACACUUUUGGUGCUCGCCCUGUGCGGCAUAAGCAGCUGCUCUGUUAGCGUAAAAGACAGGAUCAGCUUUGCACAAAAGAGCCAGGGUGUAGCACUGGAUGGCUGGCUUGAAGUCCUCUGCCUUAUAGUACUGGUUUCCGGUCUCUUUCAAAGCCAAUGCCCAUUCGGAUUGUUGUUGUUUGGUCAUCUUGGUGACCAACUCUUCAGUAACGUUCGGCAGUCCAGUGGUGGAGUCGAUAGGAAUGUCCGACGAAGGCCAGUUGGCGUGAACAACCGUGCCGCUCUUCUCGGACUUCUUCUUCUUCUUGGUGGCCUUGGACUUCUUCUUCGGCUUAAGCGACUCAGAGUCGUCCAGACCGGCGUUCUGCUGGCUCAUGUAGUAGAGCAAUCCGGCCACCGAUCCGGCUCCAACAACAGCCGUGACGGCCACAGCGACUUUAUGAGCCUGAAUGAAUCUUGA
Ogataea philodendri is the source of this 3351-nucleotide messenger RNA. RefSeq lists its product as uncharacterized. The transcript is spliced from 4 exons. The record is from RefSeq and is a predicted model, not a curated record. The coding region runs from base 1 to 3351 and encodes 1116 amino acids. Lineage: Eukaryota; Fungi; Ascomycota; Pichiomycetes; Pichiales; Pichiaceae.